UUGUCCGUCAGCUUUUUGGGAGAGUAAAUUGUGUAUUUUAAUGAAUUCUUGCCUGAUUAAAUUUAUAUCACAUUGUUUUGUGUAAGAAAGACAUGCAUCAUGAUUCAUUUAAUGCAAAAGGUUAUAAUGUUUUCAAUUCUGACACUCGUAUCAGUCUCGGGAAGGAUACAUAAGUUGGUACUUUCGGAUGAUGAGCGUCAUUAUGUGGAGCUCACAACCUUCGGCUUCUUCCAAGGAGGUAUUCUUGAUGUCCACAUGGUCAACUUCAAGCUCCCAUCAGGCCCUGUUAAUGGAGAGUAUGGUUUCACCCUGGACAGAACAGUGAAUGAUGUAAUCAGCCCAUAUCUGGAAUCUCAUUCAGAUACAUGCUUCUUGAAAGACAUAGAAAACUUUGGAGUCACACCCCUACACCCUGCUAUAGUCUUUCUGAAGAUGGAUUUAAAUAAAUUAAGGCUGAACAUCACGUGUAACGGUGAAGUAGACGCGCUGCAUUUGUACCGGAACCGCUCCAUGAUCCCUGUAGACAGGACGAAGAGGCAAUCCCAGUACAUGUUUGUGCACAGGAGAAGGCGAGACGCUAGCGUGCAUACGAAUGCUAUCAGCAAACCAGUACCGCAGUGUUCGUUUGCCCACCUCCCCAUAACCAAGGAGACCCGAAAUGGAUUUGACUAUUACAACACAAGUUUUGCGAUGUUGGUGGCGUCACAGAAGGAAGAAGGCUUGUACAACCUCUAUUUCCACAACUGCCCUCACAAAGCAGGUGGCGAAACUACGCCUAUAAAUACUGUGAUCGAAAUAUACGAAAGCAAUGGCGGCCACAACUUCCUAUCGGCCGGCGAGAUGCCGCUGCCCGCUUUAUACAGCAUGAUGUCUUUAAUAUUCUUCCUAAGCGCUGGCUUCUGGACUUUCAUCCUGCGUACCAGCAGACACCCUGUAUACAGGAUCCACAUCAUCAUGUGUGUGCUGGUGUAUCUCAAAGCGCUGUCUUUGGCCUUCCACGGAAUCAACUACAACUUCAUACAGAGGCGGGGAGAGCACGUGACUGCUUGGGCUAUUAUGUACUACAUUACGCAUUUGCUUAAAGGUGCCUUGCUCUUCGUGACUAUAGUGCUAGUGGGCACUGGGUGGAACUUCAUCAAGAAUAUUCUGACCGAUCGUGACAAGAAGCUGUUCAUGAUCGUCAUACCACUUCAGGUGGUGGCGAACGUGGCCGAGAUAAUAAUAGAGGAGAGUGAGGAGGGUGCGGCGGAGCAUAACGCCUGGCGCGGCGUGUUCAUUUUGGUGGAUCUCCUCUGCUGCGCUGCUAUACUGUUCCCGGUGGUUUGGUCAAUCCGCCACCUCCAAGAUACUUCAAGCACGAACAUGCGCAAACGCAAGCUCAAGUUGUUCCGCCAUUUCUACAUCAUGGUGGUCUGCUACAUAUACUUCACAAGGAUCAUCAUCUCCUUGCUUAAGAUCACGGUCCCGUUCCAGCUGUCGUGGAUCGACGAGAUGUUCCGCGAGACGGCCACGUUCGUGUUCUUCGUGAUGACCGGCUACAAGUUCCGGCCGGCGGCGCCCAACCCUUACUUCUUUUCGGAUUGAGGAUUCACGUACUAAACUUGCUGAUAAUAUGGAUAACAAAUUGAUGUUAAACGUAGUGUAGGACUUCUCUACAGAAGGAUGUUGUAACUCGAAUAAGCAGUCGCCGCUAAAACGGUGUAUUGAGUUUAUAUAAAUGUAUUCAUUCGAAUAAGUGUAACAAUUUCUUAAAUCUGAAGA
Molecule: messenger RNA, 1761 nt
Organism: Ostrinia nubilalis (European corn borer)
Lineage: Eukaryota; Metazoa; Arthropoda; Insecta; Lepidoptera; Crambidae
Product: protein GPR107
Exons: 12
Coding region: 100-1584 (494 amino acids)
Biological process (GO): transport
Cellular component (GO): membrane; Golgi apparatus
Source: RefSeq, a predicted model, not a curated record